Messenger RNA from Nycticebus coucang (slow loris), 4302 nucleotides. RefSeq names its product chemerin chemokine-like receptor 1 (gene CMKLR1). Bases 330 to 1442 code for a protein of 370 amino acids. Gene Ontology annotation, molecular function: complement receptor activity; G protein-coupled receptor activity. Gene Ontology annotation, cellular component: plasma membrane. Gene Ontology annotation, biological process: inflammatory response; phospholipase C-activating G protein-coupled receptor signaling pathway; positive regulation of cytosolic calcium ion concentration. Lineage: Eukaryota; Metazoa; Chordata; Mammalia; Primates; Lorisidae. The transcript has 3 exons. The record is from RefSeq and is a predicted model, not a curated record.
GCAGCCCUAGCAGUGAGCAGGGAGCUCAGAACAGAGAAGCUACCUAGGGGAUCAGGGUGUUCCAGGGGGCUCACUCUGGGGGCUUUCAAGGGGAUCUGAAAUGAAUGAAUGAACUGCUUUCUGGGAGACUAGCCACAGCCAGAGGAACCGUGUCACUGGGAGAAAGACGCUGGGGAGGACAAGUCUCCUGAACAGCCUCAAGUGUCCUGAAGCCACCAGAAACCCUUAGGAAGACCAUCUACAUUAGAAGGUGUUUCUAGUCGUGCACAGGAGCUGACUGGUCGAGGACCCACAUUGGCGAGCUUCCAACGCCAUAACGAGAAACGAGAAUGGAGGAUGAAGAUUUCAACACCUCUGCCCUCUAUGAGGAAUACUCUGAUGGCUUUGACUCCUUAGUGAUUUCGGAAGAGUUGCCUCCCCUGGAAGACAAGAUGGCCAGGAUCUUCCUGGUGGCGGUCUACAGCCUUGUCUGUUUCCUGGGGAUCCUAGGCAAUGGUCUGGUGAUUGUCAUUGCCACCUUCAAGAUGAAGAAGACCGUGAACACUGUCUGGUUCCUCAACCUGGCCGUGGCAGAUUUCCUGUUCAAUGUCUUCCUCCCAAUCCACAUCACCUAUGUCGCCAUGAACUACCACUGGGUUUUUGGGACAGCCAUGUGCAAGAUCAGCAACUUCCUGCUCAUCCAAAACAUGUACACAAGUGUCUUCCUGCUGACUGUCAUCAGCUUCGAUCGCUGUGUCUCGGUGCUCCUCCCAGUCUGGUCCCAGAACCACCGCAGUGUUCGGCUGGCUUACACAGCCUGUGUGGUUAUCUGGGUCUUGGCCUUCUUCUUGAGUUCACCGUCCCUUGUGUUCCGGGACACAGCCAAUCUGCAUGGGAAAAUAUCCUGUUUCAAUAACUUCAGCCCGGCCUCGGUCAAUUCUUCUUCAAGGCCUGUUCACCCCCAACUGGACUCUGUGGGAUAUAGCCGGCAUGUGGGGGUGACUGUCACCCGUUUUCUCUGUGGCUUCCUGGUCCCGGUCCUCAUCAUCACAGCCUGCUACCUCACCAUUGUAUGCAAGCUGCAGCACAACCGCCUGGCCAAGUCCAAGAAGCCCUUCAAGAUCAUUGUGACCAUCAUCAUCACCUUCUUCGUCUGCUGGUGCCCCUACCACACUCUCUACCUCCUGGAGCUCCACCACACCACCAUGCCUGGCUCUGUCUUCAGCCUGGGCCUGCCCCUGGCCACAGCCAUUGCCAUUGCCAAUAGCUGCAUGAACCCCAUUCUGUAUGUCUUCAUGGGUCAGGACUUCAAGAAGUUCAAGGUGGCCCUCUUUUCCCGCCUGGUCAAUGCUCUGAGUGAGGACACAGGCCAUUCUUCUUACCCCAGCCAUAGAAGCUUUACCAAGAUGUCAUCAAUAAAUGAGAGGAGUUCCAUGAACGAGAAGGAGACCAUCAUGCUUUGAGGGUCCCUCAGUGGACACUCCCAGCCCAGGGACAUGUCUUCUGAAGACCAAGGAUGGCACCUACUGAUUUCUUCUUUAGCACCUACUGAUAUCCUCUGAAGUUUGCAUGGCAAUGGACAGAGUUUUGAGUUGUAAGUCCAUGUUCUAGAAUGCUUUUCUCCAACAGAGACUGCCAUGUUGCACACAGCCUUGAACUAGCGAUCUAUGCUUCUUGGAAGUCCAACCUUGACCCACUGAAAGCAGAAAAAGAAGAAUUCUCAAAAGAACUGCCAUGAUCUGAGGCUGGCAUGAAGCAGCAGAAUUAAGCUACUUACUGUGCAGAGCACAGAAAUGAUGCAAACAUUUUAUAAGGCCCAUUCCUGGUGGGUGCAGGGGAGGUCAGAGCAAACCCAUGUGGUGCAGAUCACACCUGGUCGUCACAUGCCUAUGUCAAAGCCAGGCAGGAAAUCCUCCCUCCCUGCUCAAGCCAUUCCUCUGGGUUGAGGCAUGUGGAAAUGCACAGGUGACCUGGGAAAGGAAGGCAACAUAGCAGCAAAUGAACUCCCAAGACCACAUAUUUGGCUUUCAGACCAGCGGGGAAGACAGACGACAAGUCCUGAGGGACCAUGUGGGCUCCUUGCAAGGGCUGGACAAGUGGGGGUGCAGUUAGAACUUGGGGCCCUGGGGAAGGAAGGACAGAGAAGACCAAAGAGCCUUCCAAGGAUGGGGGCAUAGAGUAGCUCAUCUAGAACUUCGCAGGGUAAUGGUGCUUUUGGCUGGAGCUAUUUGGGGGCUGUGGGCUGUGCCAACUCCUGCUCUCACCCUGCAUUUAUACCUGGGAGUGCUGCUAGCUCCACCAGCAGCUCCCAGCCCAUGACAGGGAUUCUUCUCUCUUUCCUUAAUCCACUCAGCUCUGGCUGGAGGUGCAUAGAAUAAAAUACUGGGUUCUGGGGCGAGGGGUGGGGUGGGAAUGGGAUUUCUCAUCAAUUUCCUCCAAGCCUUGCUGGAGACUGGUCCAAAACACAGAUUUAGGAAGCAACUUUGCAGCAUCUCCUGGGAAGAAGAGUGUGUCUAAGAACUCAGUCAAUUAACUCAAAAAAGGGUCUGGAGCCUGUGUUCUUGACUUGGGUUCCUAAGAUGCAGGCCCCAAUUGCCUCCUAUGUGUAACCAUGCUGCGUGGCUUUUCUCAACUAAUACUGACACCUUCCUGUGGCACAGAGUGUCAUUUCCCAAUGACACAGCUGAAGAUCAGAGCAGGGAAGUACUUUGCCCAACAUUAGCCAGCUAAUCAGUGGCAGAGUUAAGAGCUGAACCCUGCUUUGCCUGGCUCCAGAGUCUCUAUUCUUUUAUUGAGAAUUUAUCUGUUUAGACUUUAACGCUGGCCUAUAUUUAUUUAGCACCUUCCAUGGUAAGCACUUUGCAUGUGUUUUCUUAUUCCUCACAGCAAUCCUUAGGUGCAAUGAUUACUUCCCUUUUACAUAGGAGGAAUUUGAGGUCAAAGAGGUUAAGUAACUCACCUGAGGGCACCCAGCUAGUCUCUGCCAGAGCCUGGAUUUGAACCUCUGUCUGCCUGGCCCAAAUGAGGCUGCAGUGUCAGAAAGAAACUAGAGAGGUUGGGGUUUCAACCAUAAAUAUUGAUUCUUCUGCAGAUUAAUGUGAACAUCUUAAUAACUUUUAAGAACAUUUGAAAAUAGUUUUUAUAAAUGACCCAACGUGGCAAAGAAAAUGCAUUUGGCUUCCAGCUCCCCUGACAGCCAUCAGCACUCACUCCCACCAUGAGGUCCCCAGGGAGGGCAGUGGGAACAGAGUCCUGGCAGGAGGUAGCCACUUGUAGGCCGAGGUCCUUUGGUCCUUAAGUGUCCACAUUUUGUUUUCUUCCAAGUCCCUGUGUGGUUGAGCCAAUUCUUCAACAGGAUGCAAGGAACAGAUGUAAUGUCUGCCCCGAGCUGGGCAGGUCCCCAAGGCUAUGGGCCAUUUAGAAUCGCACUUCAUUAAGAGACAAACUGUUCCUUCCCGCCUUGUGUCUUAAUGCUUAUGACAAGGCAGCUCUGAAUUGACCUCAAGCUGGGGCCUCUGACUGCUUUCAGGAGUCUGAACAUGGAUAGUUUGAGAGCAAAAAGGGGGCUUUAAAUAUUCUCCCUCCCCAAGUUUGUAAGUGAAGUCAUUGAGACACUAAAUGUCAUGUGAUUUCCCCUAGGUCAUAUUGAUAGUUACCAGCUACUCAGGCCACCUCGCUCCCAGGAUGGGGUACUUCCUGGGCUAGGGGGCUGGCCAGGCUGGGCUAGGGGAGCCAGGAUACAUGCUGUCGUUGGAAAGGCUGAUAAACAGGAGCCAGAUUCAAACCAGCUGCUUUCUUCCUUGGAGUCGGGCCUCCCUUUUCUGGCUGCUCACUGGUCUUCCUGCUCUGCUAUUGGGUAAUGCCAAGGACUUAAAUGCAGCCAUGGCACUCCCUUGAGUCUUGUCCCUGCAGCUUGCGAGUAACUCCCCAGGUCACACGUAUGGAGUCCCCGCAGUGGGCAAAGUGUGCUCCCUUGAAGCAUUAUGCAGGCAGUGACAUACCUAGUGCUGACAGGCCUUCAGGGCCUGGGAUCUAGCACUCAGGAGUUAGUGCCACCUCUUGGGUGGGGUGAGUGGGUGGGGCACAGGGCAGAGGGACAAGAAGAGAAGAUGGUGUUUGAGGAUGGGGGAGGGACAGAAAGGAACCAGAGCAUGACAAUUCAGGGAAGAGACCUGGCAUUAAACAUCUACCACAUGUUGGGCAGACAUCAUAACCUCAGAUUGGCCCUGUGGGAAGAGGACUGUCACGCCCAGGGGGUAAUGCAGAAUGUGAGGGCUGAAGAACAGACUUUACUUGUUCAGGGUCAUGCAGCUAGUAAGUGAU